Oryzias melastigma (Indian medaka) is the source of this 2836-nucleotide messenger RNA. RefSeq names its product MORC family CW-type zinc finger protein 3. The record is from RefSeq and is a predicted model, not a curated record. The transcript is spliced from 16 exons. The coding region runs from base 208 to 2349 and encodes 713 amino acids. Lineage: Eukaryota; Metazoa; Chordata; Actinopteri; Beloniformes; Adrianichthyidae. Gene Ontology annotation, molecular function: ATP hydrolysis activity; zinc ion binding. Gene Ontology annotation, cellular component: nucleus; PML body.
AUAUGAAUAAACAAAGUUGUACGAAAAAAAAAGUUGAAUUGCUAUCCCAUGUAAAGUCACACAACAUUUGUCUAUAAAAUGAGAAGGAGGAUCUUGUUUCAGCACCAGCUCCUAGCCAAUCACGACUUCACAGGAAUGGAGUAUAACAUCUGAUCUCAUAAAGAUAGGGUUAGUUCAGUAACGUCACAUCUCCGUUCCAUUGGAAACAUGUCGGCACAGGCUGCUCGCGAGGUCCCACUGAGCACGCUUUCACCCAAGUAUCUCCACUCCAACUCCACCAGCCACACAUCACCCUUCAGCGCCAUCGCUGAGCUCAUAGACAAUGCCUAUGAUCCAGACGUCAGCGCCAAACAGUUCUGGAUUGAUAAAACUUUGAUUAAAGAAAAGCUGUGCCUCACCUUCAUGGAUAAUGGAAAUGGACUGGACCAUGAAACUAUGCAGAGAAUGCUCAGUUUUGGAUAUAGUGACAAGACAGCAGUAAAAGGACACAAGCCCAUUGGGAUGUACGGAAACGGCUUUAAGUCUGGAUCUAUGCGACUUGGAAAAGAUGCCAUCGUCUUCUCCAGGUCAAAGAGUGGAAUGUGUAUUGGGAUGCUUUCCCAGACCUACCUGGAAGAGAUUGGUGCCAAACAAAUUCAAAUUCCUAUUGUUUGCAUCAAAGAGAGGAACUCGAGUGGCUAUAUCCUUUUAAAUGACAAUCCUUCAAUCAUUUGUUCAGCCUAUUGCAGAGUUUCUCAUCUUUCCUUCCUGCAGUUUUCUGAUGUGUCUGAGGGGGAACUUCUGGCUGAACUGGAUGCCAUCACAUCUUCCUUCUCGAUGGAGAAAACAGGCACAAGAAUCAUCAUUUGGAAUCUGCGCAGAACGGCUAAAGAUGAAACAGAGUUUGACUUUGAGACUGAUUCCUAUGACAUCCGAAUUCCCAAUUCAGAAAUUGCGGAGAAGACGGCAUCUUAUAUUCCAGAGACUGCUUACUCUCUACGGGCUUAUUGCAGCAUUCUGUACCUGAAACCUCGGAUGCAGAUGGUGCUGCGUGGGGAAAAGGUCAAAAUGGUGCUAAUUGCUAAAAGCCUGGCCUCUACAAAAAAAGAUUAUUACACGCCCAGUUUCCUGGUUACGCCCCUUGAAAAUAUGGAUUUACAGUUUGAAUUUUAUCCUGGUUCUACAUUUCCUCUUUGUUUCACUCCAAAGUAUAAGUCGCAGCUGCCAAGUUUAACAAGCUUUACUUCUCCAAACAGACUAACCAUAAACAAUUUAGGAAAAAAACUAGAAGAUUACUGGAAGGAGACGCAGUACAGGUGGAAAAAAAAACACCCAAACAGCUCCGUUCCAGUGGAGGACACCAUGAAGAAACCGGACCAGAACUGGGCGCAGUGUGAAGACUGCCGGAAGUGGCGAAAAAUCCCAGAUGGGAUUGAUGUCAGUGAGCUGGCAGAAAAAUGGUACUGCUACAUGAACCCAGACAACCAGUUCAGGAGCUGCGAUGUGGAGGAGGAGCCUGAAGAUUAUGAUGAUGAAAAAUCAGCAUACCCCAAAACCUACAAGCAACAGGAGAAGAAAGACAAGAAGAAAAAGGAGAAGACAACACAGCAGUCUCUUUCCACCCCCACAACCUCGAAGUCUGUCCCAAAAGAUGCUGGGAGGGCUGAUUCCCGGACAUCUUCCACCAUUUCACAAGCAGCAGUGAGUCCUCCAGUGACCAACGUACUUCCAGUGAUUAGCGGUGUAUGCUCGCUGUCUGCCAGCUCAUAUGCUCUGAGAAAAAGAGCAACACCUUCUCCUCUGGGUACACCAAAACGACCCAGAGAGGGUCUCCUGUCCAGAAUCUCAGGCACGUUGGGAGAAAGGAGCACAUGCUCGCCAUCUGUGCCUGCUGAUGUAGAGGAUUCAGAUGGCCAAACCAGUGACAUCAUUUCUACUUUGGAGGCCUAUAACACCCCAACGCCAGCAAACCCUGAUGAUGAUGAGAGCAACGCUGACCAGGAGGCGAUGGAAGAAAAAUACUGUACAAUGAAUACUCUCAACUACAUAGCAGAGGAUAAUACAUGGAACCAUGCACCUGCGUAUGAAGAUCUACAAUAUCAAAUGGAGCAACAAGCUGACAGCACAAGAUCCCCGGGAAGAAGCAUUAGCUGCUCUGCUCAGACGCAAACAGAGAAUCCAGGAGGAUCAGCAGAACCAGAUUUUCACUCCACCUCUGAAGCCAUGAGGAGUUUGAUUAAACUUCGUCAAAACGUCGGCCGCCUUCUCGUCUCCCACAUGCCAUAUCUUGAAUUGGAUCAAGUGAACUAUGAAUGUAGUAUCAUCGAUGAAUUGCUGGAACAACACUUGUCCAGCUUAGAUUCCAACUGAUGCUUCUCCUCCCUAAAAAGGAAGACAGUUUUUACAAAGAAAAAAGGUGGAACACUGAUCGUGAUGGUCCUGCAUAAACCUGGACUGAUGAAAAUGUCCCUUUCAAUCAUGAGAAUGAUAUUUGGGAUGUGUUUAGAACUUUCUUAAGAAUUUUUGUACAGAUUAAAUACUGUCUGUGUGGGAAUUAAGUUGUGUUUAUUCAAAAUUAUGUAUCAUCAUUAGCUGUUUAUUCUUCUGUUUAAAAUAAUAUGGAAAAUUAUGUUUUAUAGCUGAAAAGCUUCAUUUCCUUUUAUAUUAACUUCAGAGUCUGAGUGUAGCUUUCCUAACUAGGAUUUGCAGAAUAUUUUAUAAGUGUGUUUGAAGUCUCAUUCCAACUACAUUUGUAUAUUGUAAAAUUGUUUCCAGUGGUCUUUUAAUUAUUAUUAUGCAGUUUGUAGCCAAAAUCCAAAAGCCUGUGUUGUUUUUUAAGACAUAUUUUCUGCAGAGC